UUGCAGUUAGCGAAUUAUUGGCGAUAUAAAUAUGCGUGAAAUUCAUAAACUGAUGCAUAUUUGAUGUGGUUCUUGUUGUUUGAAGCUACACCACCAUGGGAAGUUUCAUGAAAAUGUUUGUCGGGGUUGUUUUUGCCAUUGGGUUUUUCGUGAACAUAGCAUCAGCUGAUCCUUUUCAAGAAGCAGCCAAACAAGGGGUUAAUGUUGCUGCUGAUAUGGCAAACAGUGCAAUAGACUUGGCAAAAACUGCAGCAAACGCUAUGGGCAAAGUUCCACUGGUAGGCGAAUUUCCUGGUGCACAACAAAUGACCAAUAUUGCAAACGGAGCUGCUGGUAUGGCUAAGGGUUUGGUCAAUUCUUUCAAGGAAAUGGCUGCUAAAGCAUCGGAUAUGAUACCAACGUCAAACCAACAAUCCUCACAGAAAUAACUAGCUGUAAAAUCAGAUUGGAUCUGUUUAAUAAAUGUAUAGAGAAAAAUCGUA
This is a messenger RNA of Coccinella septempunctata (seven-spotted ladybird), 482 nucleotides long. RefSeq lists its product as uncharacterized. The transcript is spliced from 2 exons. Lineage: Eukaryota; Metazoa; Arthropoda; Insecta; Coleoptera; Coccinellidae. Bases 96 to 428 code for a protein of 110 amino acids. The record is from RefSeq and is a predicted model, not a curated record.